This is a messenger RNA of Nycticebus coucang (slow loris), 3805 nucleotides long. RefSeq names its product copine 5 (gene CPNE5). Gene Ontology annotation, molecular function: calcium-dependent phospholipid binding. The record is from RefSeq and is a predicted model, not a curated record. NCBI's taxonomy places the organism in Eukaryota, Metazoa, Chordata, Mammalia, Primates, Lorisidae. Gene Ontology annotation, biological process: cellular response to calcium ion. Gene Ontology annotation, cellular component: plasma membrane. Bases 698 to 2530 code for a protein of 610 amino acids. The transcript is spliced from 22 exons.
CCGCCCCGGCCCCUGCGGGCGCCCCCUCCGGCGCUGGCGGGUCCGCACACAGCCCACCCGGGUGGCGGGAGGCGGCGGCUUCGGGCAGAUUUGAUUUUCCCGCAGCCCGGGCACCCAGGAGCCAGAGCCCAAGCCUGGGAAGUGGCGCUUGCAACCGCGUCUCAACCCCGCUGCCGCCCGCGCCGAGACCCAGCGAAAGGCGGCGCAGCCCAGGCGCUCCGGGCUCGGUGCUGCCCGCGCCCCGCCACCCCCGCCGCCCGCGCCCCAUCCGGCCCCUCCAGCCCCCCAGGCUCCUCUCCCGGUCUCCUGUAGCCCCUCUACCCCGGCCCAGGGCUGCACGCACGCCCCUCUCUCUGUUCCCCUCUCCACGACUCUGCGCGUCCCUCCCAGCACCCUCUCCCCGCGCCCCUCUCUGCCUCUCCCCGCUGCGCCCCAGCUUCCUGGGCUCUUUGCCCCUCCCGCUGGGCCCCUAGCCUCUUCGCGGCGUCACCCGAGCCCCCUCUUGGAUUCGCGGCCCCCGCUCCCUCCGCCCUCUUCCCUCUCUCACUUCCCACGCCCCCUCUUCGCGCUCCUCUCUCCUCCCCUUGCCGCCCAGCCCUGGCUCUGGAGUUGGGGGAGAGCCCAGGGCUCCAGCCGCUCUGGAGGAGGCGUGAAUCGCGCAGGGAUUGACUAAUUUGGGGUGGGGGUGCGGUGGGCGAUGGAGCAGCCCGAGGACAUGGCGUCGCUGAGCGAGUUCGACUCCUUGGCGGGCAGCAUCCCGGCCACCAAGGUGGAGAUCACCGUGUCCUGCAGGAACCUCUUGGACAAAGAUAUGUUUUCCAAGUCUGACCCACUGUGCGUCAUGUAUACUCAAGGGAUGGAGAAUAAGCAGUGGCGGGAGUUUGGGCGCACAGAAGUCAUUGACAACACACUCAAUCCCGACUUUGUGCGCAAGUUCAUUGUGGAUUAUUUCUUUGAGGAGAAGCAGAACCUCCGCUUUGACCUAUAUGAUGUUGACUCCAAGAGCCCUGAUUUAUCCAAACACGAUUUCCUGGGCCAGGCCUUCUGCACCCUUGGAGAGAUUGUGGGAUCCUCUGGGAGCCGCCUGGAGAAGCCCCUCACGAUAGGAGCGUUCAGCCUGAAUUCCAGGACAGGCAAACCCAUGCCAGCUGUGUCCAAUGGAAGUGGUCUUUGGAUGGAAAGUUUGAGAACCACUGGUCUGGAAGCCUCCGGUGGUGUCCCAGGGAAGAAAUGUGGCACCAUCAUCCUGUCGGCUGAGGAGCUCAGCAACUGUAGGGACGUCGCCACCAUGCAGUUCUGUGCCAACAAGCUGGACAAGAAAGAUUUCUUUGGGAAAUCUGACCCCUUCUUGGUGUUCUACAGAAGCAACGAGGAUGGAACGUUCACCAUUUGCCACAAGACCGAGGUCGUAAAGAACACCCUAAACCCAGUCUGGCAGACUUUCUCCAUCCCCGUGAGAGCCCUCUGCAAUGGGGAUUAUGAUAGGACCAUCAAAGUGGAGGUGUAUGACUGGGAUCGAGAUGGCAGCCAUGACUUCAUUGGGGAGUUCACCACCAGCUAUCGGGAGCUGGCCCGUGGGCAGAGCCAAUUUAACAUCUAUGAGGUGGUAAACCCGAAAAAGAAAAUGAAGAAAAAGAAAUACGUGAAUUCUGGCACAGUCACCCUGCUUUCCUUUGCUGUGGAGUCAGAGUGUACCUUCCUUGACUACAUCAAAGGAGGGACCCAGAUCAACUUCACCGUGGCCAUCGAUUUCACUGCCUCCAAUGGAAACCCCUCACAGUCCACGUCCCUGCACUACAUGAGCCCCUACCAGCUGAAUGCCUAUGCGCUGGCACUGACCGCCGUCGGGGAGAUCAUCCAGCACUAUGACAGCGACAAGAUGUUCCCUGCCCUUGGCUUUGGGGCCAAGCUACCCCCGGAUGGCAGGGUGUCCCACGAGUUCCCGCUGAACGGCAACCAGGAGAACCCCUCGUGCUGCGGCAUCGAUGGCAUCCUAGAGGCCUACCACCGCAGCCUGCGCACCGUGCAGCUCUACGGCCCCACCAACUUCGCCCCUGUGGUCACCCACGUGGCCAGGAAUGCGGCGGCCGUGCAGGAUGGCUCCCAGUACUCGGUGCUGCUCAUCAUCACGGAUGGGGUCAUCUCAGACAUGGCGCAGACCAAGGAGGCCAUCGUCAAUGCUGCCAAACUGCCCAUGUCCAUCAUCAUCGUCGGUGUGGGCCAGGCAGAGUUCGAUGCCAUGGUGGAGCUGGAUGGUGAUGACGUGCGGAUCUCCUCCCGGGGGAAGCUGGCCGAACGGGACAUUGUCCAGUUCGUGCCCUUCCGGGACUACGUGGACCGCACAGGCAACCAUGUGCUGAGCAUGGCCCGUCUGGCCCGUGACGUGCUGGCCGAGAUCCCUGACCAGCUGGUGUCCUACAUGAAGGCACAGGGCAUCCGCCCGCGCCCCCCGCCAGCAGCACCAGCACACUCACCCCCACAGUCCCCAGCCCACACUCCCCCUGCCUCCCCUCUGCAUACACACAUCUGAUCCUGGUCCACAGCAGGCAGGUGCUUGGGGCCUGGGGGAGCCCAUAGAAUGGUAGGCAGACUCCCCACAGAUGGCCUGCCUGGCCUUCAGGACAUCUAUGUGUCAGGGAGGCCGGCAGGGGGCCACUAGAGACCCCUGUUCAAUUUCCUGGCCCCACUUACUGCCCAAACCUAGGCAGUGGGGGAGGGUGAGUAGGGUUCUAGAUCCCAGCUCUUUUCUUCUCCAGCACCUGGCUGUAGCACAGCCAGGGUGGUGUUAAAAACAAUCAGGGCCCCUGGGGUCCCCUCUCCCCAGGCAACCCCUCUUUGCUUCCUUAUUAUCCUGAAGCCAGAACUCAGCCUCCUCCAGCCCCCUGGUCCCAUCCUCCAGUGGCAUCUGCUCCUAUCCCGAGCCCCCACGCAUUAUCCUGUACCCUAUUUCUUGUGACCCCUCCUAGGGACGUUGUAUGUAGUGGGAGCCCUGUGGAGCCUUGUUGGGGUGGGGAGCUGUGGAGGUGGACCGUAAGCCACAGGAUGGGCCUGAAAUGGGGGGUUUUCAGCACAGAGUCCUUCCUGGUGCCUCUCAAGCCCAGUGUGACAUUGGUUCUAGGUGCACAGAUCCCCAGGCACUUCCCCAGUUGACUUCUAGCUUCAGGCACCCAGUCCUCCCUCCUGGUGCCCCCGCCUCCGCCCUCCUGGAGGCCUCCAUGAUCCUGCUCUUUGCCCUCCAUCCCCUGGGGGUAGGAGAGAGGAGGCCUGGGUGUGAGCCUGCCUCCGCCUCUGCCGACUGUGGGAACCCGAGCCUUUCGGGCCUGUUUCCGCAGUUAUGGUGAGAGUUGGCCAGACGGUCCCAGGUUUUCCUUCAGCUCUGAUGUCCUGAGGGUCCACACAUCCAUGCCCAUUUGCCCCCUCCCACUCCUAACAAAUAUGACCCUAUACUCCAGGCCGUCUUGGCUCUAGGGUCACCCUGUCACAUCUGUCACCCUAAACACAUCUCAGUCCUUUAGUCUUGGGCUUGGUGUCAGAGCCGAGUUCCUGCUUCUGUGGGUUGGGUGGAAAGGGGCUCUGACGCUAGGCCUGCCCAGCCCUUGCCCACGCGGGGGCAGGUUACGCAUGCCAGUCCCUCUUGUGCAUGGGGCUUCUCAGCCCACUGGUCCCUCUGUGCCCAGGUGGCGCCCAGGCUCCACUUCCCUCUGUCAUGCAUGACGGUGGUGUUCCUACGGUGUCUGGUCCUGUGCCUGUCUCUGAGACAAUCUGUGUGAAAUUUGCCUUAAUCUGAAGUAAAUUUGGUUCUUUU